GCGUUGAAGGUCCAUUCUCAAUUCCUAAUGCGUUCGCAAAAUAGGCGUGCCGGAAUAAAGGGAAAAUCGUCGUCCGUGGAUUGUUGGCGUUAAUCUGACUCCAAAUUCGAAGGUGGACUAAAUUCUGGUGACGUGCGGUGAGCACGUUAACUUAAUCCCAUCAUGAUUGUCAAAGGGGAUUCGCUUCCUCCUCCGAAGGAAUUAACGGGGCCCGUGAUUUUUGACGAUUGGAAAGAUGUCGAGGCGUUUGCGGAUCGACACUUCGAGCUUUAUGCUCAAACGCAUUUGGGACGAUAUUCAUUCAGGAUGGCCGACAAGCGGAGGGAAUGGGCGAAAAACAUGAAAAACGAACUCAGGAUUUCUGAGCUGCAAGAACUCGAUUUUCAUCAACUGUUGGAAAAAGAUACUGGAGAUAUUAUAAUUCCGCUUUCUAUCUUGGGACCUUUGCAUCCCGCCGGAACUCCACCUGUCGAGCCGUUUUUCCCUAUCGACAAACGGAAGAAUGGGAAAGAUGUGACAUGGACCGAUGUUUACAGUAUUCCAUGGGUCGUUUAUCCAGAUGGCAGAUCUGAUCUAUUGCUGGAUCGUCCUCUGGGAGGCCCGCGAAUCAAAGAUCGAGAGCGUGAGCGAGAACUCCAGCGUUAUCAAAUGGUCGCCGGGAAGAUGGCGGCCGGAGGUGGCCCUAAGGUCGGCGACGAAGCCAAGAAGAUGAUUGACAACUUCGCUAUCCCCGAGCCGAAAUUCGUACCGAAGAGUCCGCAACAAAUUGCCCGGCAGUCGGCAGCGAUGCGACGGACUGCCCGCUCCAUGGACUGCGUCCGUAGCAUCAUGGAGCCCGAACACGUGCCGCCUCGCGACAAGUUGGCCUCGUCUCCGUCGUACGUCAUGGAGGGCUUUGACUUCAAGGACACCAUCAAUGUCAUCAAUUUCGACCAAGAUUCGAGGGCUGCAAAUGCCGGUCGGUUCAGGUCAAGUGGGCGGUCGCGGCGUAGGUCUCCAGCCGGUCCGUUCCCGGACACGAUCGAACCGCAUUGUCCGGUUCAUGAGGUAUACGCGGACGGGGAGCCGUGUGACCCGUUGUCAGUUCCGCCAGAACAGCCUGAUAAGGAAAAUUUCUUGGUGGCCCUUUGGAAAAUGAUCUUCCCGUCGUGUGCUGAAGAUUCUGUGAAAGAACCAGAGCCGUGUAUCGAUGGAGAUAUUUUGGAUGCUGAACUCGAAGAGGAAGAGGAAACGUCUAGUGGAAAAUUGAAAGCAAAGGAGGAAGAGCAGCCCUUCCCAUUCGGAUCAUAUCCAGACCUCACGCCACAUAAACACAUACUCAAAUACACAUGGAAGAAUGAAGUGCAGCCAACAGGGCCGGGACUCGCUGGUGGAGAUGCUGGUGCCACUGCGUAUCUGAACGAACGCCGGAGACGAAUGCAGCAGAGGAUCUAUGGAAAUGAUUAGAUUUUAAGAAGAAAAUCCAUUUCAUUUUUCGGCGUGGGUAUAACUUAUGCUCAAAAAAAUUCGCAUGUCAUUAUUGCGACGCUUUCGGUGAUCAUCUGACCAACUUGCAUUCAAAAUUCUUGAUUCUGUGUUGAGUUAUUCUCGUACGUAAUUAAACAAAUUAAUAUUGAAAUAUC
Molecule: messenger RNA, 1622 nt
Organism: Notodromas monacha
Lineage: Eukaryota; Metazoa; Arthropoda; Ostracoda; Podocopida; Cyprididae
Source: the annotation of a GenBank genome assembly